AUGGAGGGGCGGGUUCCGCCUGCCGGAGGUGAUGAAACCGAUGACAAUCCUCUCGUGGGACUACCGCGACAGCCACCGCCGCCUCCGCUUGCCUUCCACUCCGAAACCUACGUAAUUCAAGUCCCUAAAGACCAAAUUUAUCGUAUUCCGCCUCCUGAGAACGCCCUUAUCGCCGAACGCCUCUGCAAACCAGGGAAGAAAAACAAGAAGUCACGACGUUGCUCCUUCUGCUUAUUAUUAACUGGGGUCAUCCUUGUUGUUCUUGCUCUAAUUGGGAUUGCCAUAGCAACAUUGUACUUUGUGUUUAACCCUAAAGGUCCAUCAUUCUCUGUUGUGCAAGCCCUAGUCAAGAACCCUAAGUCUUCUUCCACUCAUAAACAUUCCCAGCCUGGUUACGAAAUUUCCUUAAGGGUCAAGAAUCGGAAUGAAUUUAUGGGAAUUUAUUACAGAAGCGGCGGGGUUGCCACAUUAUCUUUCAAGGGCAAAAAGAUUGCUAAGGGAAAAUUUCCAAGGUCGUACCAGGACAUGAAGAAAUCUACAAAGAUUAAGGUUGUCCUAAAAGGAUCAAACACAACGUUGCCUCGCCAAAUCGACAAGAGUGUGAAAGACAAGAAAUCUAAGCUACCGAUCUUUUUAGCUCUAAAUGUGAAAUUUCAGGUGAAGAUGAAACUUGGUACCAUUAAGACGUGGAUUAUUGAUACCGACGUUGCAUGUAAAUUUAAGGUGAGAAAAUUGGGGAUGGGUACGAAGAUCUUAUGGCAAAAAUGUCAGACAGAAUUCGAGUCCUAG
This is a messenger RNA of Alnus glutinosa, 789 nucleotides long. Its product is annotated as NDR1/HIN1-like protein 13. Bases 1 to 789 code for a protein of 262 amino acids. The record is from RefSeq and is a predicted model, not a curated record. NCBI's taxonomy places the organism in Eukaryota, Viridiplantae, Streptophyta, Magnoliopsida, Fagales, Betulaceae. The transcript has a single exon. Gene Ontology annotation, cellular component: plasma membrane.